Messenger RNA from Schistocerca gregaria, 7766 nucleotides. RefSeq names its product separin (gene Sse). Gene Ontology annotation, cellular component: mitotic spindle; cytoplasm; nucleus. The record is from RefSeq and is a predicted model, not a curated record. Gene Ontology annotation, biological process: proteolysis; meiotic chromosome separation. Bases 115 to 1794 code for a protein of 559 amino acids. NCBI's taxonomy places the organism in Eukaryota, Metazoa, Arthropoda, Insecta, Orthoptera, Acrididae. The transcript has a single exon. Gene Ontology annotation, molecular function: cysteine-type endopeptidase activity.
UAUUAUCUUUGGUAGUAUUUGAAAUUUAUCGGCGGGUGUUUUCAAUUUUGUGCUGUUGGUCGUGUCAUACUUCGAUACAGUUUCUUUACCUUGGUUUAUUGUUGUUCGUUCAAUAUGGUAGUUGAUAAAGUCAUUCUGGAUGAAUAUCAGAAGCUAUACAAUGAAAUUGAGGACAUAAUUAAGACGAUAGUUCACGUUCCAUCAGUGAAAUACUCAUACCUAUGCAGACAACUUUCUAUCCUGUGUUUGUAUCUCGGUAAAAAGCGUGAAGCAGUUUAUUACCUUGUAAACUGCCUUGGCUUCCAGUUAAGGUGGCGUGCAAUAUGUAGAGACACGAUAAUGCAAGAGAAGAAACUGCGCAACCCAGAAAUGGAAGUUCGACUACACAGGAAGUAUUUACAAUUUCAGGGGGAGUACGAUACAGAUGGCUUCAAUUCCAUGAUGAAAAGACUCUACGAUCUUCCACCACAGUGGAGAGUUGUACAAAUUUCAGUUCCGUACAAUGCAAAGAGAAGACUGGAAAAUCAAUUGUCCAUGAUAGCUACAUCUUCCAUUUGUAUUACCUGUUUCGAGUGUGGUAGUGGUGCAGCGGAUCCUUUAAUGGUGACUAUUCCACAGCCGUCGAAUUCGAAUAUAUUUUGGGAAGAAUUCAUUGACACUCUGAAGGUAAACAGACAGAGGUAUGAUGAACAGAAUCCAAUAAUGCAUAACAGAAGAAAAAUGGAAGCAAAUGACAGGAUGUUGCAAAUUCUGAAGGACAUGAGAUACAGUUGGCUGGGAGUGUGGAUGUCAAUCCUUGUUGGCCGGUUGGUUGAUGACUGUUACUUAAAGAAACUGCGCAAGUCGGUAGAUGAGAUAGUGCACGAUUGUCAUGUGACAGACUGCUUCUUAGAUAGGGGUCAAGAACUGCUUUACUAUUUUGUGGAGUGUUACAGUCACAUAACAGAAGAGGAGUUUGAAAGUGGAAUUCGCUCAGUCUUAGAUGAGGAAUGCUCUCCAGCUAGUGCUAAUGCAUUAAUAUCCAAACUGAAGAGUUUGUGCAGUGGACCCAGUUACAUGAGUAAUUUAAAGAGACAUCCUGUUAUUCUUGUUGUUGAUGAAGAAUUGGAGCAUUUUCCAUGGGAGAUGCUAAAUGGUUUGGCAGAGCAUCCUGUUUCUCGAAUAUCUUCAAUACCACUGCUCCAUGCACUAUAUCAUGAACACAAAAGCAAGAUAAAAAAUGGAUGUGUGGAAUAUGUCUUCAAGCCAGAAAAUGGCUUUUAUCUCUUGAAUCCAGAGAGAAAUCUUAAUGCUAUGCAGGAUCGGAUGGUACCUUUCCUUGAUAGUUGCCUUGUUGGAUGGCCAAAUAUGGUGGGCAAGUGCCCAUCAGAAGAUCAGUUGGUAGAUGUUUUAACUAAGAAAGACAUAUUUAUCUACUUUGGUCAUGGGUCUGGUGGGAAAUACCUCCAUCCGUACAAAAUUGCCAAACUUAAUGUGAAUGCAACAGUGUUACUCUUUGGAUGUAAGAGCAAUACUUGGGCAUAUGAGCCUUAUAAUGACAGGCUAAGCACAGCCCGAGCAUAUUGCAUUUCAUCAAGUCCCUGUGUGCUGGGUAUGUUGUGGGAGGUGCCAGAUAGAGACACAGAUGCUUUGACAAAGGAACUUUUAAAGGCAUGGCUUAUGCCUUCACCAGAUCGUGAACCUGAAUUACUGCGAGCUGUAGUUAGAGGAAGAAAUGGGGCACGUGAGUUUGUCACAAAAUCAUCCUUAGUGAUUCGUGGUUUGCCUUCUAGGAUGUUGUUCCAAGACUUGUAAUAUACAUUAGUGAAAUAUAUAUUAUUUUUGUGGCUGGCCCUGUCAAAUGCCCUCUAACUGUUUGACAACUGUAAAUUUUUAUUUGACAUUGCUUUUGUAUUGAAUUGUAUUUUAUUGAUCCGAGAAAUCACAAUAUUGUACAAUUCAUACAUAUGAUAACGGACAAGCCAAAGUUUAAAUUUGUACAAGAAAUUUUUUAUAAUUUAAUUUAUACAUGAAAGCCUGUGCAAUAUUACGAGAAUGUAACAGCUAUCACGUUAAACUUUUAUUAGUGAUACGGGCUGCAACUUGUUUUAACAGUAACAUGAAAUAUCUGUGAUACAGUGGAACAUGAUGGGAGCAGAAUAGGAAUAAAUACACACAGAGAUGGGACCUACACUAAGAAAAAGCACUACACUCAAUUAUCAGCUGCAAGUGAACAUUUUUUAAGGAAUUAGGUAACAUUUAUAACAUUUUUUUUAAAUUACUGUGUUAAAACUUGAGCUUCAUAAAAUAUAUAUAUGUGUGUGUGAAGGCCUUUGGUAUUUCUGUUAUCUUACCCCAACACGUACCACACUUUUCUUGUAGCAAGUUGUUAACAGAAUCGUAUGUAAGUUGCUUCCUCAUUUCAUAACUGUGAAAGUGUCAAUUUAAUGUCACUGAGAUGUCUUCGUAGAGGAGGUAACUUUUAACAAGUGAUACAAUACUGUAAAUGUAAGCAUAUUUAUUUUUCAUCAUUUGCUCGAUUUUUUGCAGUGAUGUUUGAUAUGUACAGCAGCAUAUACAUGCAUGUGUUACAGUAUGUUUGAUAUCUACAUAAAGUACUCAACUUUUCAGGCAUUUGUGUCAAAACUGUAAAGAUUUUAAAGUGUGCUCCCUGUAAAAUAAAGUUAGUGAAAAUCAGUUUUUUGUAUUUAAACACACACAAAAUAUAGUUUCAGACAGAGUUUAAGAAAUAGGUCCUACAAUAUAAUAUAACAUAACAUUGCCAAUAGACUAUAAUAUAUCAUUAUGAGAACUCCCUUAUACUGUAAUAGACUGAAACUAGUUGACAUCUUAGUUUUUGUUUUAAUGUAGACAAUGUUUCUAAGUUAUUGAUGCCGCAUGGAGGUUGUAGUGAAAUAUGCUCCAGAUAUUUUAGGAUUUUUGUCACUGAAGUCUAUUUGUAUAGAUGUGGUAAUCUUUACAUCCAAUGCUGUAAUUAAAUAUAUUUUUGUUCAGCAAAGCUGUGCAAUUUAUUUUUUUGAGAACAUAAUAUUUCAUAUAGGCCUACACACUGCACCAUCAGUACUUGGAAUUCUUUAAAUGUGUUUCUGCUGGACUAAUUUGGUAUUAUAUUUCCAAUCCACCUAAUAGACUUAUUUUACACUUUAAGCAAAGAACUUAUAAAGAUAAUAGCAGGAACUAUGGCAUUUACAAGUGUUUUUCAGGAGACACCACUAGCAGUGCAAUUUGUUUGUUCAAGCUGGAUACUACACUUGCCAUGAUGUCUUCAAUUCCAUAUUUUACUUGCCCAUGUACCAAAAUUACUUUGCAAGGUUUACAUUUCUUAUGCCAUUUAAGAUGUUAUGUUAGAUAAUAAUUCAUUUAAAAUGCAGGGUUAAAGAAAUCUAAAACAAUCAGUUCUGUACAGUUUAUUUUGAUAGAGUGCAAACUAAAAAAUUUCAAAACUAUACAUGUCGUAACUUCUAGGCCUAUACAUGUAUGCACUUUCUAUGAACAUUUCGGCCUAUUUGUGAAUUACUUUCUGUAACUUAAAGGUACCCUUUUAAAUUUCUGAUACCGAGGAAUCAUAUUUCUUAUUUAUUAUACUUUAAUUAAAACUGUUAAGUAUUUCUUUGCUAACAAAAAAUAUCAACAAUUAGGCACUCCUCUUAAUUUGACACAUUCAUUAGCGAGUAAGAAAACUAUCUUGCUUCUCAUCCGAUAAGUGCAUUCAACAACACACUUUUCAAAAUUAUGUCUACAAAUUUCUGACAUUUUAUAUGACAAAUUCUGAGCACAAACAUUGGGGAAAAGCGUUUUGUUUGAGUCAUAUCUCUUCACCUGUUAAUGAAAGUUGGCAAGUUGUCAUUAUAUGAUGCCAGAGUGCUUUCUCAUGUUCCAGCCUACUGCAUACCCAGUCCACAUUAUAAUCCGUGGCUUUUGUUUCAUUAGAUAUACAUUCAUUGAUACUGAUAUCAGCAGACAGAGAUAAACAAACAUUGUCUUUAGCAGGCACUACACUCACAGUUCCAAUGAAAGGCAGUUUUUUCAGUUCAUUUAAUGUUGCUAGGAAUGCUGCUGUAUGUACUUCACAGUUGUUGUUUUCAGACGGAGAAAGCAAACUAUUAACCAUAACUGACCUUAUUGUUCUGUGAAAUUUGCAAACAUCAGGUGCUAGUUUGUUACAGUCUCCUUUCUCUCUUACAAUAGAAAAGGCAUUUUCAAUGCAAUCCUGAGUCGACUUUCUGGCGAACAGAGAACUAAAGCCAAAUCUGUCACUUAGUUCUGUCCACAGCAACAGAAGAUUUGUGAUGUUAUUUAUAGAUCCUUUGAUGCAUUGUGGGUUACUUUUACUGCUUGCCCUCGUAUUCUGAGUAACUAUUUGCUUCAUAAUGAGUUGAAUUUCCUCAAGCUUCUCUAAAUAUUUAGAAAUGGGAUGAAGAGGCUUCGUAACUUGCUUUGGGCUACUAAAUUUUAAUGAAUUGAAAAUGUCAAGCAAAACUCAAAUAUUUCAAUAAAUUCAGCUAUGAAAGCAGCAGAUGAUGGUCAAGAAUUGGAACAUACGUGUAGGAACAGUGUGACUGAGUACUCGUACUGCUAAACAUACCCUCAUGGGAGUGGCCGCAUGCCCUGCUUCCUUCAGGAAUUCUUAAAAGACUGAGUUUUCAAGCUACAUGUAGGUUCUGUUUUGUGAGACACCUUUAUCCAGGAAAUCGAUGUGCCUCAAGGUUCGAUCGUGAGCAUCGUCCUCUACGCUAUCGCCACUAACCCUGUAAUGGCUUGUCACCCACCAGGCAUCUCCGGCUCCCUUUUUGUUGAUGAUUUUGCCAUCUAUUGCAGCUCUCCAUGGACUUGUCUGCUUGAGCAGCAUCUUCAGCGAUGUCUUGAUCGUCUUUACUCAUGGAGCAUCGACAAUGGCUUUUGCUUUUCUACUGACAAAGCAGUUUGUAUGAAUUUCUGGUGGCGCAAUUUGUUUCUUCCACUGUCUUUGCAUCUUGGGCCUGUUGCUCUUCUGUUUAUUGAAACUAUGAAAUUCCUGGGGUUCAUGCUCGAUAGCGAACUUUCUUGGUCCUCCCACAUGUCUUACCUGGCAGUUAGCUGUAUGCGGUACCUCAUUGUCCUACAUGUCCUCAGUGGUACUUCCUGGGGAGCAGGUCGAACCACACUCCUCCAUUUGUACCAGUUCCUUGUCCUUUGAAACUAGACUAUGCAUGUUUUGUUUAUGCAUCCGCACGUCCUCCCUCUUACGCUGUCUGAAUACUAUCCACUAUCAUGGCAUCCAUUUGGCAACUGGCGCCUUUUACACUAGCGCGAUUGGGAGGUUGUAUGCAAAAGCUGCUGAAGUGCCGCUGUCCUACUGCCGUGACCUUCUCCUCAGCAAAUGUGCUUGCCGUUUGUCUGUCAUGCAUGGCCACCCAUCCUAUGCCUUCUUCUUCGAUGACUUCUAUGAUCAUCAGUAUGGGUUGCAUUCCUCUUUGUUACCUCCUGCAGUUCGUUUUCAGCUCUUGCUCUGGUAGCUUAACUUCACGUUACCUGCAACUUUCCAGAUGGGUGCGAACCCUACACCACCUCGGAUUUGUGCAGUGACCCAUGUUCAUCUUGGCCUUCAUUAGCUUCCUAAGGACACUUCUUCAGACUCAUUCUAUGCCUUCAGUUUCAUGACCUUCGCAUAGAAUUUUGCGAUAGUUCCUUUGUGUGCACCGAUGGCUCUCGGACUGACUGUGGUGUUGCCUUCGUCAUUGGUACUGCAUUUUUCUUUAUCGGCUUAUGGAACAUUGCUCAGUAUUUACAGCAGAACUCUUUGCCCUGUAUCAGGGUAUGGAGUACAUCCGGCGCCACAGGCUUUUUAUUUUCAAAUGAUAAGAGCAUAGCAAUCACUUGUACUUUUCUAGCAGGUUUUAUUCAGCAAAUCUAGAUUUCGACUAGUGCCCAGCCAUUAUCAGUGCACCAUUUCAUAGUGUCAAUGCAUGUUCUAGUAUGUCAGCCCAAUGUUGUUUGGGCUUCUGUUACAGUUCGUUCAAGACUACUGUAUACCGUAUACAGUAGUCUUGAGCAAACUGUGAUAGAAACCCAAACAACAGGGGGUGAUGUUCUAGCAAUGCGUAGCCAUUAUCAACGGACCAGUUCAUAGUAUCAGUGCUUAUUGAUACUAUGAAAUGGUCCAUUGAUAAUCGCUACGCACUAGCCGAAACCUAGAUUUGCCAAAUAAAACUUGUAAGAAAAGGAUGACUGAUUGCCAUCACAUCACAGCCGUUGAGUGCACCCACCCACGUACGUAAUGGAAGGUAAUUUGAUACAGGCUUUUCAAUUGCGUCAUCUGGUCUGACUUUCUGUGCCCUUCAAAGCCUCUGUGUGCUGUACACCAUCCAUGCCUAGUGCAACAGGUCCAGGAAAUCUGUCACUUGCUUCCUCUUGAUGGAGCCACUGUGAUGUUUAUGUGGAUUCCUGGUCACAUCGGUAUGACAGGAAACGACGCCUGCUGCCUAGGCUUCAGUCCUCCUACUCAGCCCGCUAGUUCUUACAUUCCACCCGAUUAUCUCUAUGCUGCUGCUGUCAGUGGGUGGUGUCAUUUUGGCACCUCCACUGGUCCUCCCUUCAUGGGAACAAGAUCCAGGUUAUCAAGCCUCCAUGAGUGGCUUGGACAACUUCCCCUCGAUCCUCUCACCAUGAGGAGAUCAUUUUAGUUAGGUUGCCUUUCAGGCACUUUCUUUUUAGCCAUUACCAUUUGUUAACUGGUGCUCCCACACCACUUUGUGCUCAUCUACUUACAUUCUUGUUUGUGUUUGCUGUCUGAGUUAUUGACAGUUUUAGCUAAUGAUGCUUGGGCUGUCGACUGUGUUUUACUUUUUAUCCGUUGAAGCAAUAUGGCGAAGUACAUUUAAUUUUUAGUUCGGGACCUCAGUUUCUCUAUGAAGUAUUUUGUGGACCUUUCUGCUGAAUUGGAGUUUUCUAACUGAACGUCUGAAUCUAACUCUUCAACCUCUUCAAACAAAUCAUCCUGUGUAUUGUAAGUCAAAUGUGAUACAAGAAAAAUUUCAUUGAAUACUAUAGGUUCAACCCUUUUCCUUGGCUCCACCUUUACAUAUGUCAUUUUCAGUACCUCAAGAACAUUGUUGUUUACACUAGAUUUUACCUCUGAAUUUUUCAUCCAGGUCCAUAGUUACCUAGUGGUUAGUAAACGAAAAUGUGCGCUCAGAAUCCUGUAUGCCUUUGGUGUGCAAAAAUGUAAAAUUAAAGAGAAAUUGUCCUGUCCUGAACAGUGACAUGCUUGACCCUUCCUGUUUCUUAGGGAUGCCUGAAGGUUAACAAUAUUUUGUGCAACAUCAUUAGGUGUAUUGUUCACUGCACAGUCACAUUGUAAUCCCUCUAUUUCAAAUGUCAAACUUUAGUUCUUAAUUUUAUUUUACUUAAUUUGUAUCUGUUCAGUGCUUUCUAUAAUGCUCAUAACCUCCUCCUCACAUGAUUGCAAACUUAACACUGUUCUUCAUCUCUGCACUCUCUACUUUCCCAAAGAUCCUCAUAAUAACCAGCUAUGUCUUCUUCUUCUUCUCCCCCUUCUUAUUCUCCCCUCUUUUCUUUAGACUGCUUCUGUGUAGUUUCCUUUGUCAUAGAUAGCAGAACUGAAGGCACUGCACCAGACCAAAUACUGAUCAAGACAAGAAAAAUGUAAGCCAUUAUUUUAAAUUUCUGUUUAGACUUGUCUUGUUUUAUAAAAUGUGACAAGCUGACAGUGAAUUAUUGUGCCAGUGUUUUAAAGCCUCAUCUACUCUUUAAAUAAAGUAAUUAAA